AUGGAGAGGCGAGACGAAUUGCAUCGGCAUUGUAGUGUCGCCAAGCAAACCAUUUUAACAACUCAUCCUAGCGGUCUUCAGACUAGAGUGUCUGUAGAACUGGCUAACUUCGACGCCCUCUGCCUACACUCCGAAUGUAAGACCCCAGCGAAAAGACCGAUAUGGGAGAGCCCGUUUUUGAACCGGCGAGGCAUUUUAGGUGGGGUCUCUGGCCAUUCUACUCCCGUGCUCGGACGAAGGAGUGACGCGGUCAACGAAGGGAGGUUGUCGCAACAAUGCACUCCUGUUAUGAGGAGGAGGGAAGUGGAUAGUCCCGGCGGGUCUCCUUUGCCCGUUAGGAGAGAACUGGAAGAGGAGGAGGGAUUUGAAAUUGAUAACAGUGUCAUCAGUGGCUGGUUGAAAUUUCGAGACAACAAGCGGGUAAGUUAA
Parnassius apollo (apollo) is the source of this 429-nucleotide messenger RNA. The record is from the annotation of a GenBank genome assembly. NCBI's taxonomy places the organism in Eukaryota, Metazoa, Arthropoda, Insecta, Lepidoptera, Papilionidae.